AUGCCCUUCGGUCCCUUCACCCUCCAAUGGCGAACCCCAACUCGGAAUCCCCCCUCCCCAACACCCCUUCCAGACGGCCUAACCCGCACCUACAUUCGCACCCCCUCGGGCCCCCUCGAACUCAUCUCCGCACUCCCCCAAUCCUCCUCCUCCUCCUCCUCCUCCUCCUCCUCCUCCUCCACCACCCCACCAACCUCCAAACCCCCUCUCUUCUUCGCCCACGGCGGCUUCGGUUGCGCCUCGGUGUGGAUCCCCUACAUGCAAUUCUUCAGCGCGCAGGGCUACCCGUGCUAUGCGGUGAGUUACCGGGGCCAUGGUGGGAGUUGGUACCCGGGGUUCUGGGCUCUGUAUUUUACGAGUCGCGGCAGGAUGGCGGAGGAUCUUGUUGCGGGGGUUGAGGCGGUGGAGGAGAUGGAGGGGAGGAGGAGGGUGGGAGGGCAGGAGCGGGUGAGGGUGGUGUUGGUCGCGCAUUCAGCGGGGGGAGCGUUGAGUCAGUGGGUGCUGGGGAAGGGGUUGAUUAAGGUGCAGGGGUUUUGUAUGUUUGCUGCUGUGCCGGGGUUUGGGUCGUGGUCGUGCUAUGCGUUCUGGGCCAGUUCAGCACCGCUGAAUUUUGUCUACCGCUGCUUCCAUUCUAGGUAUCUACUUGCAACCACGAAGCAAGUCAAGGAUCCGUUUUUUACGGCAUCGACACCUUGGCCGGUUGUACAGGCUUUGGAGCGCCUGCUCAGCCCAUACGAGUCUAUGCUCUGGCCCAUGCAAGCGCUUUUCCCAAUCGUCACAGGCCCGGAUGUCAUCCAAUCUAUCGUUGGGUGGAAGCCAAAACAGCCAGCGAAAUCAGGUACGGGUAAGAAAACCGGUGUUGUAUCGAGACUUUUCGUUCUUGCGGCCGAGUUCGAUGUUCUCUGUACACCGUCUGUUCUGCUUGAUGCCGCAAAACGCUACCGUACAGCAUUCCUCGAUUGCGUAAGACUGAAGAAAUUGGAUGGCGUGUCUGAGGAUUCUAUUGACACCGCAAUUGACGAGAGUGCAGACUGCAAUGGUGUGAAGUUUGAAAUCGUGAAAGGAGUGGCGCACCAUUUGCAAAACCAUGUGGACUGGGAAAAGGGUGCCGAAGCAUUGCUUGACUGGGUCAGAGAUCUCGACUGA
Messenger RNA from Bipolaris maydis ATCC 48331, 1146 nucleotides. RefSeq names its product Alpha/Beta hydrolase protein. The record is from RefSeq and is a predicted model, not a curated record. NCBI's taxonomy places the organism in Eukaryota, Fungi, Ascomycota, Dothideomycetes, Pleosporales, Pleosporaceae.